AUGGAGACUUCAUUGCUCAGUUCCCUGCCGGCUGAGAUCCGCAAUUCAAUAUACGCAUACGCACUAUUCGAGCCGAAUGGAGUGUAUAUCAACUCUGAGCCAGCAUUACUGGCAACCUGCAAACAGAUUCGGGGUGAAGCUUCCCUCAUGUACUGGGCCGUAAACCAGUUCCACGCAAAUAUUCGAGAGCAAUCUAGCAACCGCAGCUUUUGUCGAUGGCUCAAGAAGGCGGACCCACGACUCUGCCUGAUCGAGAGCCUUGUGAUCCAUAUUGAUAUGCCGUCUAUCGGACCCGAAGCGGUGCCUGAUGAUGGGCCUAGCGAAAAGUCCCCCUGCGGAUUUGUCAAUCUGAUGCACAUCGUAGAUAUGCUCCGCCAGGCAAAUUGGCGCCGCCCUCAUAUCGAAAACGUGAUCAGCUUCAGGCUCAAUGGUGCAUGUGAUUCAGAGACUUUUGAAAGCAUCGACGCGAUGUCAGAGGACCUGCAAGACCAUUUCCGAGGAUCCAAGUUCUUCCUCCUAUGCCUGGUCCAUGGCUCAUACGAGACUGCGCUGGCGUUGGAGAGUGUCGAUUACUGUGAUACUCUCGGAGAGAAGGACGAUCAGAUACAGAAGGGACGCUCGGCUCACGCGAGGUCAAGGUUGUUGUCGGCGAGCAUUUCGUGA
Ramularia collo-cygni is the source of this 663-nucleotide messenger RNA. RefSeq lists its product as uncharacterized. NCBI's taxonomy places the organism in Eukaryota, Fungi, Ascomycota, Dothideomycetes, Mycosphaerellales, Mycosphaerellaceae. The record is from RefSeq and is a predicted model, not a curated record. The transcript has 4 exons. The coding region runs from base 1 to 663 and encodes 220 amino acids.